Molecule: messenger RNA, 873 nt
Organism: Ostreobium quekettii
Lineage: Eukaryota; Viridiplantae; Chlorophyta; Ulvophyceae; Bryopsidales; Ostreobiaceae
Source: the annotation of a GenBank genome assembly
AUGUUCCGACUGGGCCAGGUGGCGGGCGCGUCGUGCGAGCAGCCCGCGGGAUGGGGCCAGGCCGGCCGGCCGCCGCUGCUGGGCACGUGUCCCCGGAAGCCUUCCGACGGGCGAGGCUGGGCACUGGCCAGCCUCGCGGGUCCCGUGCUGGGGGCGCUGUCCGCCCGGGAUGCCGCUGCGCUGGCGUUCUCGGCGCUCGGGUCGUUCGCGUGGGUCAAGAUCUUCGACCUGCUGGCGGCGAAUAACGUCCUGGAGCAGAAGUUAAGUCGCAAGAUAGUCCACAUCACCACCGGUCCACUAUUCAUCCUUACCUGGCCUCUGUUCAGCGGGGCUGCCUACGCCCGAUACCUUGCGCUGCUUGUGCCAGCUGCCAACUUCCUGCGCCUCUUCCUCGUGGGCACAGGAGUCGUCAAAGAUGAGGGACUGGUGAAGUCCAUUAGCCGCCAGUGCGACAGGACUGAGCUUCUCCGCGGACCCCUCUACUAUGUCAUGACGCUCAUGGCUGUGACAGCCUUGUGUUGGCGGGACAGCAUGGCUGGGAUGAUGGUGGUGGCAGUAAUGUGCGCUGGCGACGGCUUUGCAGAUGUUAUUGGACGGCAGUGGGGCCGAAAGCGCUGGUCGUACAACAGGUCCAAGACAUUGGAGGGCAGUGCUGCGAUGUUUGUUGCUGGGACCUUGACGGGUAUAGGGUUGAUGGUCGUUUUCCGUGGGAUGGGAUACAUCAGCUUUUGCGCAGGGCCCACCUUCUUGGGAGUGGUUCUCAUAUCGUGUAUCUCAACCUUCGUGGAGGCGUUGCCAAUCAACAAUGUGGUGGACGACAACCUUUCCGUCCCUCUGGUUGCGGGACUGCUGGCUAAUUGGCUUCUGAUGUAA